Telopea speciosissima is the source of this 1787-nucleotide messenger RNA. RefSeq names its product plant UBX domain-containing protein 10-like. Gene Ontology annotation, cellular component: endoplasmic reticulum. The record is from RefSeq and is a predicted model, not a curated record. Gene Ontology annotation, molecular function: ubiquitin binding. Lineage: Eukaryota; Viridiplantae; Streptophyta; Magnoliopsida; Proteales; Proteaceae. The transcript has 4 exons. The coding region runs from base 125 to 1567 and encodes 480 amino acids.
UUCGUUCUUUAGUUCGCUCGACUAAUAAGUUCGUCAACCCUAGAUUUCUUACUCUUUUUUUUCCUGGUAGAAUCACCGACUCGAAUCAUAAAUUGCCCACUCUUCUGCAACUGAUAAGGGAGAUAUGGUGGAUCUUGCCGAUAAAUUGGCUUACUUUCAAGCAAAUACAGGCCUUGAUGACCCUGAUUUGUGCACGGAGAUCCUCUCCGCUCAUGGUUGGGAUCUUGAACUAGCCAUCUCGGCCUUCACCACGUCGAAUUCAGCUUCCGUGAACAACCUAAACGACAACAACACUAAUGACGACCAUUACAUUGUUGGUAGCAGCGGACAGCCUAAUUUAGAGUCUUGGGAAGGCCUUGAUAGACCGGAAUCGUCUCAACGAGAGUUGGAGCCGGUUUCAGAUGUUGAUGCUCCUCCUGGUUUAGCAUGGAAAAUUAUUACUCUGCCUUUCUCCGUGAUUUCUGGCAGUUUAGGGUUGAUUUCUGGUGCAAUCGGGCUCGGUAUGUGGGUUGCCGGUGGUGUCCUCUCCCGCUCCGUAGGGUUGCUUGGUUUGGGUCCCGGCCGUAACGGAGAUGCAUCUUCCUCCCCUCUGGUUUCCCUCUCUGUGUCUGCCUCAGAGGCUGCUCAUUUCGUUGCGGCAUUCGGGAGGGAUUUUGGAACGACUUGUCCAAAUUUUGUGACUGAGGGGUUUAUAGAUGCGUUGCAGCGUUCUCGCCAGGAGUUUAAACUCUUAUUCGUCUACUUACACUCUCCGGAUCACCCUGAUACGCCGUUGUUUUGUGAGCGGAGUUUAUGUUCCGGAGUAGUUGCGGCCUUUAUCAAUGAGAAUUUUGUAUCAUGGGGAGGGAGUAUCCGGGCGAGCGAGGGAUUUAAGAUGAGUAAUAGCCUGAAGGCAUCCAGGUUCCCAUUCUGUGCGGUGGUAAUGGCGGCCACGAAUCAGAGAAUUGCACUACUUCAGCAGAUUGAGGGACCAAAAUCUUCUGAACAAUUGCUCACCAUCCUUCAAAGAGUAGUUGAAGAGAGUGCUUCUGUUCUCAUCCCAGCUAGGCUUGAUGCUGAAGAAAGGAGGAACAACAUGCGUUUGAGAGAGGAGCAAGAUGCUGCAUACAGGGCAGCACUUGAAGCGGAUCAAGCUAGAGAGCGCCAAAGGAAAGAGGAGCAAGAGCGAUUGGAGAGGGAAGCUGCCGAAGCUGAGAGAAAACGGAAGGAGGAAGAAGAGGCUCAAGAAAGAGCAGCUCGUGAAGCAGCUGAAAAAGAAGCUGCACUAGCUCAUAGGCGGCAGGAGAAAGCUAUGGCAUUGGGUGAUGAACCUGAGAAAGGACCUAAUGUUACACAAGUUUUGGUGCGAUUUCCUACUGGAGAACGGAAGGACAGGAGGUUCUACAGCACGGCUACCAUACAGUCCCUCUAUGAUUUUGUUGAUUCCUUGGAUUGCUUGAAUGCAGAGAAUUAUCGCCUGGUCUCUAAUUUUCCUCGGGUUGUGUAUGGCCCAGAGAAGCAUUCAAAGUCAUUGAAAGAAGCAGGAUUGCAUCCUCAGGCUAGCCUUUUCGUAGAAGUAGACUCAUGAGGGAAACCUCUGUUCAAGGUUGUAUGACUGCUAGUAUUCUGGAAUUGGAUAAUGGACCCAACAAUGAAAUUUUCUUUCUAAAAUUGUCUUUUUAUAUUCUGCCCCAGCUGUAGUUAUAGUACCAUGAGAUCAUGGGCCCUUCAGUGUAUGAAAAUGGUUAUUUGAUGGUACACAAUGCUAUCAAACAGGUUGAAUCAAACGAAUGAUCCUCGAUGGCAAA